AUGGGGUAUAUCCACAGCAAGGAGAAGCCGUUCAAAUGCACCGAAUGCGGCAAAGGCUUUUGCCAGAGCCGGACUCUGGCCGUGCACAAGAUCCUCCACAUGGAGGAGUCCCCCCACAAGUGCCCCGUGUGCUCCCGCUCCUUCAACCAGCGCUCCAACCUCAAAACCCAUCUCUUGACCCACAGCGAGCGCCCCCUUGAGUGCACUCUUUGUGCCCAAUUUUUCGCCACCUACUCCGAUCUCAAGACACACGAGACGCGUCAUUGCCCAAAAAUUGAGGAAAUUCAGCCCCCGACGACAACCUGUCUCGAUUUGACCAAGAAACCUGCGCCCAAGGUCAAAUUGGGGUUCUCCAUCGAGGACAUUAUGAAGAGAUAAAUGGGGGAAAUGUUUCUGUUUUGGCCAAAGAUGAUGACUACCUCUGAUUUUCGAUGAGACUGAGGAAGAGUUACCGUGUUAUUGUAUAUAGUUUUGUGUAAAUAAAUAUUUAUUUCCUUGAUUGAG
Messenger RNA from Tribolium madens (black flour beetle), 504 nucleotides. Its product is annotated as protein odd-skipped-related 2-like. Gene Ontology annotation, cellular component: nucleus. NCBI's taxonomy places the organism in Eukaryota, Metazoa, Arthropoda, Insecta, Coleoptera, Tenebrionidae. Gene Ontology annotation, molecular function: DNA-binding transcription factor activity, RNA polymerase II-specific; RNA polymerase II transcription regulatory region sequence-specific DNA binding. Gene Ontology annotation, biological process: embryonic hindgut morphogenesis; embryonic pattern specification; embryo development. The transcript has 2 exons. The record is from RefSeq and is a predicted model, not a curated record. The coding region runs from base 1 to 378 and encodes 125 amino acids.